CAAUACUCUGAGCUUCCGAAGAAAUCUUUGUUGUUAAAUUCUGAUAUCUCUUACAACACCUUUCUUGGUCAAAUAAGUAGUGAUGUAAUCCAAGACGGAUUCAAAGGUGUGGAAUCUGUCUACAGUAAAUUCCCCAGACAUCAAUCAGGGGUUUAUUUUGGUUCACGACCUCUCCCACUCAAUGAUGAACCAACAUGGCGGCAUUUUAUACGAAAAGACAAGAUUACACUAUAGCCAAAGACGACAAAUUGUUAACAAAUGAACUCAUAAGUACCCUGAUAGGUCCAAAAAUUCAAGAAGAUGCUGACUAUAAAGUAAAACUCAUUAUCAUGUAUGUUCAUGAGUUGUUCCAGAUCUCUGUGUCAUACAAGAAUGCAUGGUGUGCACGGUUAUUAGCGAUCCAAUGAUUCUAUGGUACUUGGGAAGGGUCGUACAACAACUUGGCUCCUUUGCUCAGUGCAAUAAUGGGGCCGAACCAUGGAACUGUUGUUGAUUUGCAGACACAAUCAACCCUUUCACCAACUUCUUUUCAGUUCAGGCAUUCUAUGUGAUGUCCAUCGGCUAAGAGAAUGUCUAUAUGGAUUGAUUUUAAAGCAUUGAAAGCCAUUUCUCUCUCAUCCAGCGCUUCCAUCCUUGCGAUAUCAUCGUUUAUAUAUCCCCAAAAUUGUUCUAAAUACCCUAAUUUCUCAAUUUGGUGUUCCAAUCGCUUCAUUGAAUGAUUAGAUCUCGAGGUUUGGCAUUCCAAUUGCUACUCAUUUUGGUGUUCCAAUCAUUCCAGUUUUCCAUAUUCUUCUUCGUACAUGAGUAGAUGGCAUGGAUUUAGGUUUGAACUUUUCAUCCUCUUUUUGUGUUCUAAUCCUUCAAUUUUCUCAUUUAAAAAGACAAGAUUUCAAAAUUAUAUGCUAUAAUGAAUUGUGUUUGUUAGUUUUCAAACUGUUAUGCUUAAAGAAAUUGCAACGAGGCAUCAUUUAAGUUUUCUUUUUGUUUUGGGUUGUAUGAAUUUAUGAUUCAGUGUGCAUCAAAUUACACUCAUGAUGCAUUACUUCCAUGUUUUUAAAUCUUUACUUUAUACAAAGUAAAUUAUAUUAAAUAGACGGAAUGUAGUUUUCAUUAAACAGUAAUUGAUGACAUGAUGUUGAUUCUUCUUUUUUUAUUGGUUCUUUAUAACGCAAGAUGCAUAGGCUUGAAUAUCUUAUAAAUACUUUACAUUUUUUACGCAAAGCAGCCCAUAACGUUCAUAGUGACUUGAAAGUGUUUGGGAUCUUUUGUAUAUGACAGUAAAAAAUGUGCAUUAUGUGCUGUAAAAGAAUUGUACUAAAGAAAAUAGUGCUGCACGGUGAUGAUGAAUUUAAACACAGUAGUGAUGCAUUUACACCUAUAUGUAGUGCAAAAUAAAACUCUCAAGGUAAUAAGUAACAACAAGACAUUGUACUAAUCUAAGGUAAUCUAGUGAAUGUGGUAUUGGUUAUUUUGGUCAAAGUAUUGUCCCUAAGUACAUUUGAUCCAUGGGCAUAUAUACAAAUUAAAAUUAGACCAAAGCUGACUUUUAUUAUAGAUUUGUUCCCAGUGAUAUAACCAAAGGAGUGUUAUUGUGUUUGUGUAAGUCUCUCUCAAGGUUAGUUGGAUUGAGACAACUAGUUUUAUCGACUAUGCGCAACAUGAUGAUAACUAUGACAUGAUGUUAUUGGCCAUAGUAUCAUGCUCUAUAUGCAUAGUGUGGUUAAUUAGCUUUUUAUCUCAUGAGGUACAACUUCUAAAUGUUGAUGCAAAUAAUUAAUAGUUAUAAAUGCAAUGAUAUUCAGUAAAUGCUUUUUUUUCUGUGUCUGUGAUGCAUUAUAAAUGUGGUAGAUGUGCUUGUGAAUCAAUAAAGAGUUGGUGAUUGAAGCUCAGGUGCUUAUAUCAACAAAAGUUCAAACUAGAACUUACACAAGUUCAUCAUACAAGUGGAUGAUUAAGAAACAUCUUGUGAAGAAUCGUCCUAAACAAGAUCUUCCACAUACUGACCUUGAAGCGAGAGACGAAUAUGAGGACUAAGCUUGGGCUAUGAAGAAAAGAAGAAAAUAGAUAGAUAUACACCCGAGGCGAAAUAUGUUGUUGCAUUAUUUAUGUCAUGUUUUGCUUGACUCAACUAGAUUAUAAAAUGGGAUUGUUUAUUUUUAUGUUUAUAGUUACCAUCACUUCCUUUUAUCCGAUCCCACCUUGAAAAAAUUGGCUUCACAGAAUUCACAGUCACGCUUCUAGAUGAUACCCAUGUGCUGCUACACUUCACAAAGGAUGAAGACUUCAUGAGGUGCUUCAAGAGAUAUGAAUGGAAACUUGGUAGCUUUGCUAUGAAGAUAUCGAAGUGGACGCCAAACUUUGACCCAAGGUAUGAAUCCCCUUUACUUCCCAUCUGUGUGGCUAUAAAAAACCUCCCCAUCCAUUUGCAUGAUAGCAAAUCCCUCCUGGAUAUUGCUCAAGUUUUUGGCAAGCCCAUAAAACUUGAUGCUACCACUGAAAAUUUUGGCCGUCCUUCCCUUGCAAGAGUUUGUGUUGAGGUGGAUAUCUCACUGCCACAAAUUACCAAAUUUUGUGUGCAAAAUGGAGAUAUCCCACUGUUUCUCAAUGCCUACUAUGAAAAUGUUCCACAUUUUUGCCAUGAGUGCAGAGGUGUUGGAAGACACAAUCUUGGCUGCAAUUUGUUUCCAUCCCCAACACCCUUAAACCAAGCUUCUGUUCAAAAAAAACCAGCUCCAUCGCCCAAAAAUCCAGCUCCUGUACCCAAAAAUCCAGCUCCUGUAUCCAAAAAUUCAGCUCAUCCACCUGACCGGAACUUCCUGCCGGAAAAAACUGCAGAGAGAUUCCACUACAAAGCCAUUAACAAAGUGACAACGGGUGGUAGCUCUCAGGAUGGAAAAUGGACAAGCACCCAGGAGGAAACACAACUCAUUUUCUACAACCACUUCCAAAACCUCUACCAACAUGUUCCUACCAUGCCCAAUGAUACUUUCAUCAACAAUGUUCCUACCCUCAUCACCCCUGAAGAUAAUUUCCUCCUAUCCAAACUCCCACAAGAAGAUGAAGUAAAAGCAGCUGUCUGGUCCCUCAAUUCAGAUAGUGCAGCAGGACCAGAUGGCUACAAUGGGCACUUCUACAAACAUUGUUGGAAAUGGAUUAGAGAGGAUGUCACUAAGGCCACACAGGAAUUUUUCCUAGGGAUCAAAAUGCCUAAGCAGAUGGCCCUAUCAACAAUAAUCCUCAUACCUAAAAAGGAAAACCCCUCCCAUUGUGAAGAUUUUAGACCCAUCUGUCUUUCCAAUUUUGCAGCUAAAAUCAUUCCCAAAAUCAUUGCAACAAGACUAGGGAUCAUUUUACCCAAGCUUAUCUCAAUGGAACAGGGGGGUUUUGUCAAAGGAAGGUCCAUCAAUGAACAAGUGCUUAUUGCUCAUGAAAUGAUCCAUGGCAUUAACCAUAACACAAGAGGAGUAAUGGAUAGAUUUGGCUUUGAUAAAAAGUUCCAGUCACUAAUUCACAACACCCUUCAAGCCACUUUACUGUCCAUCUCUCUCAAUGGGCAUUCUACUAAACCUUUCAAAACUGGAAGGGGGCUCAAACAGGGAGACCCCCUAUCCCCUCUGCUGUUCAUCCUAGCAGCUGAAGGUUUCAGUAGAACACUCAAUUCACACAUGAACUCUGGAAAACUUGAACCUUACAGAAUGGGUAGGAACCACAUGCACAUCCAUCACCUUGCCUAUGCAGAGGACCUCAUUGUCUUUCUAAAUGGAGGAAAGCAAAACCUAACCAGAUUCACAAACUUCCUAAAAAGUUAUGAGGAAACCUCUGGACAGAUGGUUAACCUUCAGAAGUGCAAUUUCUACAACCCCUGUCUAGUGAAGACUCAACUUGGCAUUCACUUCACGAAUGCAACUUCAGCAAGGAGAUUUGGAAUCAUUUUGAGGAACUAUUUGGAAUCCACAGAAGUGUAAACCACGGCAUACGCAGCUUUCUACUAAAUUGGUGGAACCAAAUUAACAAAAACGCAAAAGAUUACCACCUUAAAGUUGUGUUACCUGGUUUCAUAACCCACGCUAUCUGGAAAGAAAGAAACCUUCGCAUCUACAAUGAGGAAACACAGACACCUGCCCAAAUCAUCCACCAAAUUACUCGGCAGAUAUACGAAUACAGUGCAAUCAAUGGG
Cuscuta campestris is the source of this 4177-nucleotide messenger RNA. Lineage: Eukaryota; Viridiplantae; Streptophyta; Magnoliopsida; Solanales; Convolvulaceae. The record is from the annotation of a GenBank genome assembly.